GGGGGGGGGGGGACAGAUAGCUUGUGGUAUCAAAAACAAGCAGCGGAGUUACGUUGGCUAAGCUAGCUCUGCUAUCUCAACGGCAGUCAGCCCGCAGCUGGCUGCUCGCUUCCUCAACUUUUGCAACUCAACUGCCACGAUUAUAACACGAACGACCUUUUUUUAAAAAGGUUUGAAGCAAUGGCGUGUGGAGCUACCCUGAAGAGGAGCAUGGAUUUCGAUCCGCUCAUGAGCCCGGCUUCCCCCAAAAGACGAAGGUGUGUGCCCGUGUCUCCGUCGUCCUCAUCCCCCAGGAAGUAUCUGAGUUUGGAGCCCUCGCCCUUCGGGGAGUCGUCGUCCAGGCUGAGCGCAGAACAAAUCCUCAACAGCAUCAAGCAAGAGUACAAACGCAUACAAAAGAGGAAGCAUCUAGAUGCUGGAGGCUACCAGCCAGCAGACUGCUGCUGCUCUCCAGAAUCUCCACCCCAGUCCACCAUGUCAGCGACGUCCUCUGGAGGCAGUUCUCCGUCGAGGAAAGAGCAGCCGCUAUUUACCCUCAAACAAGUCGGGAUGAUCUGUGAACGCUUGCUGAAAGAAAGGGAAGAGAAGGUCCGGGAGGAGUAUGAGGAGACCAUGACUUCCAAACUGGCAGAACAAUACGACACUUUUGUGAAGUUCACGCACGACCAGCUAAUGCGACGAUUCGGCGAACAACCUGCAAGCUAUGUUUCCUGAGCGCACAGAUCCUGUGACAUCUCCGGGAAGGGGGGGGGGAAACACACUCAAAGCUCAUCGUUGACGUGACAAGUUUCAGUUUAUAGCUAGUUUAAAUGAAACUUAUUUCUUACUGUGCCAUAUUUCUGUGGUUGGGCAAAUGGUUGUAAACAACCCGGUGCUUCCCGAUGUAAGCGGACCACCCCCCCCAGUCUCUCUCCACCUGUGGUUGGUCCGUGUCCCAGAUGUGCGCGUGCUGACACUUCUCACACUUUUUGUGACGAUUUCCCAGCAUUCCAGGCUUCUCACUCUUCUGUUUGUUACGUGUAAAUAUGACAGAGCAGCGUAGUUUGCUGGUCAAUCGUGGAUGACCGUUAAAACCCGACGCUUGCGUCUCCUUUUUAUAUAAUUAAGUAGUUUAAUUAGAUUUUGGGUUUUUCUUCUCCUUCUCUCAACCAGUGUUUUAUUUAUUUUGAUUUGUUUUACUUGUAUCACUUUGAAUCCAUUGUACUUAUCAGAAGAAAACAAUAAAGGAUCUUUUAAUUUUAAA
Messenger RNA from Nerophis lumbriciformis (worm pipefish), 1243 nucleotides. RefSeq names its product akirin-2-like. NCBI's taxonomy places the organism in Eukaryota, Metazoa, Chordata, Actinopteri, Syngnathiformes, Syngnathidae. Gene Ontology annotation, molecular function: transcription coregulator activity. The record is from RefSeq and is a predicted model, not a curated record. Gene Ontology annotation, biological process: positive regulation of innate immune response; positive regulation of transcription by RNA polymerase II. Gene Ontology annotation, cellular component: chromatin; nucleus.